Messenger RNA from Chiloscyllium plagiosum (whitespotted bambooshark), 2413 nucleotides. The record is from RefSeq and is a predicted model, not a curated record. Lineage: Eukaryota; Metazoa; Chordata; Chondrichthyes; Orectolobiformes; Hemiscylliidae.
GGUCCACCGUUGGGUUUUAAAUAUGAUGCCAAAGCAUAGCAGUCCGAAUAACACUAUAGAGGUGCUGUACAUUCAUAGAGUUGACAUUUAGCUUUUUUAAAAAAACAUUUGAGUGCAUAAUCAGUGUAAAAAAAUGUAGCAACCACUGCGUACAGAAAGCUCUAUCUAGUUAUCAGAUUGCUGCUUAUUAAUCUGUUUGUAUGAUUUGAUUGAGAGACAAAUAUUGGCCAAGUUACUAUGCAUAACUCGCCUGCUGUUCUUUGAAAUAGCAUCUUCUUUGAGAUUAAGUAAAGCCUUAAAUUAACAUUUGCAUAAAUUUUGAUGAACAGAGGGAAUACUGUAAUUUCAUCAUAAAUUCAUGUACUCUAAUCCAUUGAGGGGGUCUUGAGACCAGAAUUUUUUCACUCUGAUGUGAGAAUGCUGCCAUAUUGAGCCUCAACAGAAAAAUGCAUGUGUCUUCUUUUGCUUUGUACUUUUGGUGAUGAACUCUAAGUGGUAAAGCUAGUUUCUCUAUGUUUAACAUUAAUAAAACUCUUCAUUUUAAAACCUGCAAAUCACUUCUGAACUUUUUUCUAAUGAUAUUUUGAAUUAUUGAAGAUAUCUGACAUAUCUAUGACCUUCCCAGCUUGGGUAUCAUUUUUUUGGGAAGCUUAAUGGUCUUGACAUUCUAUAAAAUAUUAUUCUUUCACAGGAUGUGGGCAUGCUGAUGAGGCUAGCAUUCAUUGCCCUUUCCUAAUUGCCCAUGAAAGGGUGGUAGAGAGCCACCUUCUGGAAUUGCUGCAGUCAAAGUGAUGUAGAUUCACCCACACUGCUGCUACAAAGGCUGUACUAAUAUAUUGAUCCUGUGAUAGUGUCGGAAUGGCAGUGUAGUUCCAAAACAGAUGCUUUGCGAUUUGAUAAGGAAUAUGGGGGUUUGUAGUGUUUCCAUGAAGCUGCAGUACUUGCCCUUCUAGAGGAUAGAGGGCCUGUAUCCUAGAACUCCAUAUGCAUUUUUACACCUUCAUUAAUUUGUCUUCAUUAUGCAUUUGAACCCCAAAAUUUCUUUUCUGCUCUACACCUUUUGAAAAAUUCCUAUUUUGUAUGUAUAUGUUUCCUGCCACAUGCAUCACCACAGUUCCUUCAUUUAAUUCCAAGGCACUUUUCAAUAUCUGCUUUCCACUCCAUGUUUGCAAUAGCAUCCAAUUCAGAACACUCAAUUCUUCUAACUCUGGCUUCCUGUGUACAUAUCUUUCCUGAUCAUCAGUAAAGUCUUCAGCUUCCAGAUCCUUUACUGUGGCAUUUGUUAAAUCUCUUCACUUCUCAGUACCCCUUAAAUUGAACUUAAGAUAUGGGUUUUAAGUUUUUGAUAACUGCUCCUAAUCUCUAUCUAUCAAGUCACUUUUCUGUUUUCCCAAAUGCUUAUUUUAUAAAACAUCUCAGAUUUUUCAGAGAACUGCCAUUCUCAAGAAAUCGCAUCCAUUUCCCUCCAGCUUUUGCUGUGAAAGAGCAAGAAGUUAGAAGAGAAAUAAGUGCAUGCAACGUGCAUUAUAACUAUUUCCUAUUUGGUUAUUACCUCCAGGAUCCGAGUGUUGAUGGCAAAAUAUGGUUUUCAAGUAAUUAUGACCGAAAAGCCGCGGAAGAGGCUUUAGUUAAAUUCAAUAAGGAUGGAUGCUUUCUUAUAAGAAAAAGCUCUGGGCAGGACUCUAAGCAGCCAUAUACGUUAGUUGUAUUGUACAAACGACGAGUCUAUAAUAUUCCUGUACGCUACAUCGAAUUAACAAAAGAAUAUGCAUUAGGGAAAGAGAAGAAUGGUGAAGAGGUGAGUGAUUUACUGUAUUUUACUUUGACUUUUAAAGAUAGCCAUAUAUGAUUAUAUUGUACAUGAUAGCAGGGAUUUACAUAAUCAAUGGCUUAAUUGCAUUCAGUUCUAUUUUUAGCUAAAACAAAUAUGCAACGCCAUGUUACUUCAGUUAACCACACUUUCUUGGUAUAUCUCAUGGGAGACAGACAGUCUGUUUAUGGCAAGACUGUAUUUUUUUUGGAUUGGUUAGCUACUGUCAAAAAAUUGUCAAACAAAUCAGUUUCAAACAAAACAGAUGAGAGGUGAAAUAUCUGAUGGCACAGACUUUUCACCUUGUUUUUCCUAUAAGACUCAUCAUUUAUAGUUCAAUUUCAUUUGCAUAAUAACUACACCUAAUCUACGUCUAUCAAGUCAUUUUUCUAUUUUCUGUAUGCUCAUCUUAUGAAACAUCUAAGAUUUUUCCAUUUCAUGCAGACAUGUUCCAAGAAAAUCUCAAGGGAAUCUUGGUACUGAUGAAGUAAUGGUUGCAGACAGGGAUCCUCGAGAUUUUCCUUUCUGGAGGGCUCUGAGAUUUUUUUUUCAGAGGCUACAUAUUGAUUUUCAGAGCUACAUUUUCAUUCUCACAAAUUCGCU